Messenger RNA from Musca vetustissima, 555 nucleotides. RefSeq lists its product as uncharacterized. The record is from RefSeq and is a predicted model, not a curated record. Bases 1 to 555 code for a protein of 184 amino acids. The transcript has a single exon. Lineage: Eukaryota; Metazoa; Arthropoda; Insecta; Diptera; Muscidae.
AUGAGUAGAAUAAUAGAAAUUAUUGAUUCCGAUGACGAUACGACGGCACCAACAAAAACAUCUUCAAAUUCGGCAAAUGAAAACUCACCAGCGCAAUCAAGAAGGCGACCUCGUAAAAGUGUCCUGCAAACAAUUGAUGAUCCAGAAGUACAAUUCCAAACAAUAGCCGUGGAAGAUGAGGAUGGCGGAAAUUCGCUUGAGGACAGUAGUGUAUUGAAAAGCAAUCCCAUAGGAAGGUCAACAACACGAUUGAUACCAAAAACUACUCCAAAAAUACUUGCACCGAAGCCACCAUCAAACGCAGAUGCUAUUCAAGCAGCCUUUGACGAAUAUGUGAAUAGGUCAGAGACUAAGGAAUGCAUGACAGCAAUAGCACUGGAACGAGUUCGAGUUAACUACUUACUAAAUUUGUUUGGAAUGCCGGAAAUAAAUUUCUCGCUUUACACACAACCAGAAAUCUUAAAGUUUCAAUUCGAAGAACGAUUGAAACAGCAGAAAAUGAUGCAGAAUGUCGGCAAUCGGGCAAGAAAUCAAUCGAAGCCCGAAACAACCUAA